This is a messenger RNA of Fomitiporia mediterranea MF3/22, 2997 nucleotides long. RefSeq lists its product as uncharacterized. Gene Ontology annotation, molecular function: telomeric repeat DNA binding; Hsp90 protein binding. The coding region runs from base 1 to 2997 and encodes 998 amino acids. The transcript is spliced from 6 exons. Gene Ontology annotation, cellular component: cytosol. Gene Ontology annotation, biological process: telomere maintenance via telomerase; protein stabilization. NCBI's taxonomy places the organism in Eukaryota, Fungi, Basidiomycota, Agaricomycetes, Hymenochaetales, Hymenochaetaceae. The record is from RefSeq and is a predicted model, not a curated record.
AUGUCAGCAGAGUACAACGAGCUUGUUUCGUCCCAAAUCCGCGAGACUAUUAUCCGUCUCCAGUCACCUGUGUCGGAGCUCUCCGAACUUCUAUCCCUGCUCGCGCCUCCAUUAGAAGCCAUUGGACUCUUACCACCAAUCUUCCAACGCUACGACUCCAAUGCGUUUCCAAAUAAUUCAAAAGAAUACAUAAACAUAAGCAAGCACAUUCCUCCUAUACAAACCGCAAUUCUAGAGGUAAUCUCGCCUGCUUGGGAAGCGACCCUUGUGGAGCAAAGGCUGGAUCUUAUACUCUAUCAAUACUUUUGUCCCGACUCGUUCUCGUCUUCUUUACAGGCAGCUAGCGAAAUUGCAUUGUGUGCCUACACGACUGUACUUUCAUCUCCUCGUCAACAAUUCUCCGUCAAAAUUCUUCGUGGCCUAACGAGUCGCUAUCCAAUAGAUCGACUUCAUUCGACGAUUUUUGGAAAGGAUUCCCGCAUUGCAUCUCAUAAAAAGUCGUCUACUUGGGAAGAUGCAGUCCAGAGCAUUGUUUCUCUUCCAUCAAAACUUGCUAAUAAACGCGAGGUUCUCGACAUACCGCGAGAGCUGCGUCAUCGCGAAUAUUACACUUGGCUAUGUAAUCGAUCCGAAAUCCUCGUUUCUUCCUUCCCGCGAAUACCCAGCUCAGAGAUCGUCUCAUCAUUGACUUCUCUCAUGACUAAACUCGUGAAUAUUGGGUUAUUCCCGAGUACCACAUCGCUCGCGCCUUCCGAAACGAGCUUUCCUUCCAUCGUACUCCCGGCUAUCAGGUCGCGAACAUAUUCUUCAUCAGGAGAAGCGCAAGGUACAUGCGGAACUUUAUGGAACGAAAUAUUCGCAAGCUUACCGCCAGGCCUUUUCUCGAAGGCCCUUGCCUCUUUCGUUUCGCAUCUCGCGGAACUCCCUGACGACACUGACACUUCUGAUGCGGCUAGAGGGCUUGUAAAGCGAGAAGCUAUAGUACUUUCAAAAAUUUUCGGAAAUUUGGAGGGAGAAGAGGAUGAGAAGUGGCUGUCAGUCUCGUCGGCCCUCCUGACAAGGACGUGGAGCAUCGCCAAGGCGAGAAUCCUUGUUUGCUGGGUGUCAGUUAGCGACGAAAGAGCUAUUCCGCCACGUGCGAAGGAGACUCUUGUUUCUCGGAUUAUAGAUGUAUGGUCCUCUGAAGAGCACAUCAAACACUCUCUUCUCUCAAGUCACCAAUAUUUGACGACAGCACUUGUUCUCGCAAUAUAUUCAUUACCAGCGUCACACCCGAAGUUGCAGUCGCUUGCCUUUUCCCCAGCCUUCAUCGGAGCAAUUAGUCAGUAUAUAUCGCAUCUUGACCCAGCCGUGCGACGGUGUGGGAUGCUCGCUGCUGAACUAGUCGCAGAGCGCACGAAUAAGAAACUUGACUUUGCGCAGUGGGAUGGUGAUGGUGAAGGACGAGAGUGGGCGCGUGUUGUCAGGCGCUUGGUUGAAAAGUGCGAUGUAGAUGCGAAAGAGGCAGAAGCGGACGUUCUAAGACUUGAGGCGGAGAAAGACGAGACAGCGCAGGACAAGAAGACAGAAGGCCGGUCCAGUCCAGUUCAGCCACGAGUCCAGCUCGUCGAAGCCGAAUACGACUCGGACGACUCUCUCGAAGGCUACGCUUCUUCUCCCGCCUCUUCUCGCUCUCCAUCCCCGACAGCAGAGGAACUCGAGGAAAUAGAGAAAGAUCCAACGAUUCAUGUAGGACAAAAGAAGAUACAGCGACCUGUGUAUCUCUUCGAUCUUGCACACUUAAUAACUGGGAGUAAAAAGCCAGACGACCCUCAGAAUGCAGAUAGGAUAGAGAUGGCAUUAAAUUGUGCGGAAGAGUUGAUUAGGAAGAAGAAAGGUUUCGGGCUCGAACUCGAGGAGAAUGCCGUGAAUCUAGUUUACGCAUUCGUCGGACUGCAGAACAACUAUGAACUGGAUGAAUUCGAUCAAAAGAGGCAGGCAGCCGUGACCGCUCUCGUGGCGUGCUGUCCCAGGAAAGCAGCCCCGACGAUUAUAGAUGAAUUCUUCAAGAACCAGUACUCGACUGAUCAACGCUUCGUCAUGCUGAAUGCGCUGGCACUUGGUGCACGCGAGCUAGCGUCAUUGCCUGUCCCUCCUUCAACGGUUCCAACAGAGCGGACUGCGUUCCCGAGCAAGCAGUUACCGCCGGCUCUUCAUAAGAGAUAUAUAGCGUAUGAGGAAGGGAACGGUGCCCAGGUUCAGCGCAUGCUAGAAGACAUCAGUCGAACGGCAAUUGAGAGUGGGAGAACGGCAGCAGAAGCCAAAGUUGCGCCUAUCGCCCGAGAACGACAGCUCCGCAUUAAGCAACCCACACGUAUCACCGAAGUUAGGGUAGGAACAACCUACGUACCCAAGGAAAGCACGUUCUCAGAGCUUGCUGCGGAAUACUUCGUUGGACCUCUGGUGGGAAAGUUCUGGCUUUUCCUCCGUGAUGAGCAAGAGAGGGAGGCACGUACGGCGCAUCGCAAAAUGGCGUACCGCGGAACAGGAACAGGCCUUAUUCUUAGUCCACUCGUACUCGCGCAUUUCCUCGGAACGCUUGCUGUUCUGAUGCAUGCUGCGAGACGCUCUCCGGCAUUUCUUGCUGUACUUACGCCUGAGGCGUUGGAGUUGUCUGUGACACUUGGAACGCGUCCUAUGUCUGGUGUGGAAGAGGACAAGGAACGUGAGGCAUCUGUGUUGACUGCCGCUUUGGAAUUGGCGGUGAUCAUCUUGGACGGAUGUCUUGAACUUGAUGAUGGCAGGUCUCUGUGUCUCGAGCAUUCCGGACUCUUACUUGGGGUUGGUGAAUGGGCUGGUGAGGUAUUGAAUGCACUUGAGCGAGGAGUACGCGUCCCUGGAGGUGGAGGUACCCAUGAGAUAAAAUUGCGGAGGUCCGCUGCAGGUGUUGUGCUGAAGGUUGACGAACUAAGUUCUCGUUGGCGGCAGUCGAUGAUAUCCACAUAUCAGGGUGUAUGA